This is a messenger RNA of Morus notabilis, 1393 nucleotides long. RefSeq names its product ninja-family protein Os07g0602900. Lineage: Eukaryota; Viridiplantae; Streptophyta; Magnoliopsida; Rosales; Moraceae. The transcript is spliced from 2 exons. Gene Ontology annotation, cellular component: nucleus. The record is from RefSeq and is a predicted model, not a curated record. Gene Ontology annotation, biological process: response to abscisic acid; negative regulation of DNA-templated transcription; signal transduction. The coding region runs from base 130 to 1074 and encodes 314 amino acids.
CCAAAACUUUUUUCUUGGGUUUUCUUCUUCUGAUAAGUUCUCUUCUUCUUAUCUCUUUCAGUUUAGUCCUUUAAAUCUCAUCUGGGGUUUCUGAGUUUUUCUGUCUUAUCAAAGUUUAUUAGUUCGAAAAUGGCUAAAGUUAACCAAGUGAUCAGCUUUGGUCAGACCCAGAUGCCGUUUCCGAAAUACGAACAAAACCCAACAAACUUUUUCUGGAGAUUCUCGCCGGAGAAUUCGAACGACAAGGCCCAAUUAUCGGCUUCAUCGACUUCGGAAUCGGAAUCCGAAGAACCGGAAAUCAAUCUCUGCCUCUCUUUGGGAGGACUCUACGCGAAACCCACCAAGGAAAAUCAAAAUCCGUUGGCGCGGUCGUCGUCGAUCGCCGGAGAAGAAUCGGAGACCCACCGGAGAGAAAUUCCGUUUCUUUCUCUGUCGAGGUCUUGCUCGCUGCCGACGGAGAGUAAUAGUAACGGUGAAGAGGCGGUCAGGCUUCGAGAUUUGCAGUAUAUGAGGAGAAUGGCGGCUAAGAAGAGAUUGGCCGAGAAGCAGAGAGGUUUCAGGGAAGAAUUUGAGGAAGAGAUGUCGCCGGAGUCGGAGAUGGCGGCCUGGGCGGCGACUUCUGCGGCCAAGAAUGCUGCUUUGAGUCGUGCCAUUUGUAAGAUUCAAGGACAAGAAUGUUUAACUGCCGCAAGAGACAACACCGGUUUGAAGAACACCGCGGAACCUCCUUCCAUGUUCUCAAAGGCGUCUGAUGGGGGCGAAUUCGUCAACCCUUCAGAGACCAAUAAACUGCAGCAGAAUCCACUGAAGAAGGUCAAAGCUUCAAGUGGGAAAGUUUUGGACAAUUGGGUGGAUGUGAUGAACAGAAUGCCUAGUGUGACAACCACUGGGGAUGGUCCUAAUGGAAAAAGAAUUGAUGGGUUUCUUUACAAGUACACCAAAGGUCAAGUGAGCAUAGUGUGUGUUUGCCAUGGAAAUUUUCUCUCCCCGGCUGAGUUCGUCAAGCACGCUGGCGGGAAGGAGGUGACGAACCCGAUGCGACACAUCAAUGUCUGCACUGCUCUCCCCUUGUAGGUCAGUUAGUGGUGGUGGCAUUGUCACCCCAUUUUAGACAAUGCUAACAAAUUAUGAUAAGUAAGCCCAACCUAAGCGUAAAAAGCUUUUUUUUUAUUUAUUUAUUUAUUGUAAUCUCUUUAUUUAAUUUUUCAUGCUCUUAUGCUUAAGGUUAUUAAGUUAGGUAAUUUAGAGAGAUUAUCAGUAAAAGGUAAAUCAGCUGUUUAAUGUCCUUUGUUCUAGUGGUCCUCUCUAAAAGGUUUAUUAACAAAUUGUUGGUACUUCUCUCCUCAACUAUUAUACGAGGACUCUUUGGAAAUGGCUUCCAAUGAUGAAAUCA